GUCUCUCUCAAUGUGCAAGUCAACUCCAUCGCCACUCAAAUUUCUUGUUCUUCACAUUAACCAAAAGCCUCCUCGAAUCGCCAUUUUCCCUCAAUUUUUUUUUUAACCAAUUCUAAAGAAAUUUGAAAUUUUCAUCUCGCCCAUUUGUUGAUGAUUACAAUUAUGGUAAUCGGGAAGAAGAAUCACGUUCUCACUUGCCAAUUUUUGUUACUUAUGUUUCUACUACUACUGCUGCCGCCACCGCCGGCCGCCGCGCAAGAUGCUGGAGCUGGAACGAUACCGGUAUCGUCGGAGCCGGAGAGAGAGGAGAUUGGCUGGUGUUGGAAUCGGAAGAGGUGGCGGAGGUGGAGGUGGCGGCGUGCCGUGGAGGCCGUCGCGUGGAUUGGAUCCGGCGUUCAUAGCGACAUUCCCGACUUUUGUGUAUUCGAAGGUGAAAGGGCUCAAAAUCGGAAAAAGCUCGUUGGAAUGCGCCGUUUGUUUGAAUGAAUUUGAAAAUAGCGAUAUGCUGCGAUUAAUUCCGGAGUGUAGCCAUGUUUUUCACUCGGGUUGUGUUGAUGCUUGGUUAAUUUCACACUCGACUUGUCCUGUUUGUAGAGCUAAUCUCUGUCCUAAACCUGGUGAAGUAACAUUGUCGAUCUUUAACUCCGAUCCAUCCACCGGCUCAGAAAGAAUCGGAGUCGAACGGUCGCCGACGCCAUCCCCAUCCCCGCCGCCAAACCACGUGACGAUUCCGGUGGUGGAAGACCGCCGUGCGGCAACGGAGACGACGAAUGUGACGAAUCCGAGUCCGGUGGCGAACAGGAGUACUCCGACGCGGUCGAGGUCGUUGGGAAGGCGGUUGAGUGAGAUAUUCCAACGGUCUAACUCGACCGGUCACGAGCGGUUCACUUUGCGAUUGCCAGAGGCGGUUCGGAGCCAGCUAAUGAACUCGACUUUGAACCGGACCAGAAGUUUGGCGGAGUUGCCGAGAGUGCGGAGUUCGCGACGGGGAUUUCGGGGUGGAACCGGAGAGAAUGGUGGGUGGAGGAAUUUUCUUCAACGGACUUUUUCGGUGCCGGCGCCGGUUGUCGGAAGGACUGCCGACACCGGCCGGCAUCCGGUGGAUGAGGAUUUAGGCGAACGGUCGUUUGCGCGGCUGACGUCGCGUGAAAAUUGUCCAAGUACAGCGGCAGAAUAGCUUUAGAAUUCGUGUGAUUUGGGGUUCUUUCUCUUUUGGCCUUUUUGAAAAAAUGAAAUUUGUAAAUAUUACAUUUGAAAAUUUCUAAAAUUUUACUUUCUGCCUUAAAUUUAAAAUAACAUGAAUAACAUCUCAACAAAA
Molecule: messenger RNA, 1318 nt
Organism: Cucumis melo (muskmelon)
Lineage: Eukaryota; Viridiplantae; Streptophyta; Magnoliopsida; Cucurbitales; Cucurbitaceae
Product: E3 ubiquitin-protein ligase ATL15-like
Exons: 2
Coding region: 260-1177 (305 amino acids)
Source: RefSeq, a predicted model, not a curated record